GUUUGUUUCACCAGAACAGAACACCAGAACAAAUGAAGGCAGUUCUGUCUGAGGAUUUCAAGGAACGCACAGAGGAAGCAUACGACAUCUAUCUGCUACCGCCAGGCGAGGAUCCUGAAGCGUGCCAAUCAUACCUCAGAAUGAGGAACCGGGAUGGAAAAUACAAUCUCAUGUUUGAGGAGUGGGUUACAGAUCGUCCAUUUAUUAUAUCACCCAGAAUAACUUUUGAAGUCAGCGUUCGACUUCUGGGAGGAUUAAUGGCAUUGGGUUAUACCAUUGCAACAAUCUUGAAGAGAAAAAGUCAUAUCUUUGAUGAUGAGAAGGUUAUUGUGAAGACUGAUUGGUUGGAACAACUGAACCGGACAUACGUUCAGGUACAAGGUAGAGACCGUUCCUUCGUCGAAAAUGUGGCCAACGAACUCGGAUUGGAAGGUUCAUAUUGUCCACAUACAUAUAUUGAACAGAUACAGCUGGAGAGGCUUGUGAAUGAUGUUAUGGCUUUGCCAGAUGACUUGAAGACAAAACUCAGCUUAGAUGAUGAUACAGUUUCUAGCCCUAAAGAAGCCCUCUCAAGAGCGUCUGCUGAUAGUAAAAUGAAAUAUCUUCACGGUUAACCUCUAAUGCCUUCUCCUUGAUUGGCUUAUUUUGAGAAAGUGACGGGAUCUAAGAAUAAAGACAACAUAUGUUACGUCAGGGAAUCUUCUGACUUGUGUAUUGAUGCACAUUUUAACAGCGGUGUGUCAAAGUCAUACACAAAUCAAAGACACAAAGUCUUACCUAACCAAUCUAAAUAAUAAUAACAAAAAUUUUAAUAUACCCAAAUAAAUAGAUUAGACAUUACAUAUAUAUCUAAAAACACAUUUCUAACUAAAAGAACUUAAUAUUAUUUCUAAUAAAUAAUACAUAUAAAUGUCAAAAUAAUAUCUAUCCUAUACUAAAAGGAACUAAUAAAGCCUUCUAAAGCUGUCCAUGUCACUUAUUAAAUUUAGCCAAUCAGAACAUUUCAAUUAAAACUUUGGGCUUUUGUUUCUAAUGUAUCUAUAUUAAGUGAAAAAUGCCCAACGACAGUGGGUCAAAAGAGUGUUAUUAGCCCAGUUCGAAUAAAAAGCAAUUAGCCCAA
Molecule: messenger RNA, 1120 nt
Organism: Brassica rapa (field mustard)
Lineage: Eukaryota; Viridiplantae; Streptophyta; Magnoliopsida; Brassicales; Brassicaceae
Product: inorganic pyrophosphatase TTM1
Source: RefSeq, a predicted model, not a curated record